AUGCAGUCUGAGUGGAGUUCCCAAAAAAAGGGCGAAGACGACCAUCAAAUGAAACCCCCCGGGGGAAGUGCAGAAGAUUCCCCAUUACGCAAUCUUCACAUUGACAUUCCCAAGUCGCCAACCGUUGAGAAUCUUGAGAAAAACACACAAGAUACCAUUGAUGAAGUGGAUAAAAAAGGAGAAAAACAUCUAAAUGUGGAAAGUAAACCAAGGAUGCUUAGAGUAAGUCCGUUAAAUGCGUCUGACCUUAGUAGACAAAUGGCAGCAAUAGAGGCAAGUAAUAAGAUAUCUUCUCGUGCAUUUCUUAGUUCACAUGGUCUUAGAUUUUUAAGCAAUGUUAUGCAGUUGGAAGCCCAAAGAAAUGAAUGUUUUUCUGAAGAUCAUUCAAGAGAUUUAGGAAGUUUUCGUGCUUCUUCUAGAGACGAUCCACUGCAGAUGAUUCCUGGGCCUGACUUUUAUAGUGUUCCCCCUGAAGGGAGUAAUAAUAAUACUAAUAAUAAUAAUAACAAUAAAAAUAACAAUAAUAAUAACAAUAAUAAUAAUGGUAGUAAUGAAGCUUCAUAUCUUCCAGCAAAAAUAACUCCUGAAGGUUCUCCUUGCACACCCAUGACUCCAGGAGGAUUGCAUUGUGAAGACUCUGCAGAUCCAAGCUCCGGUACAUUGAGAGAAAUGCUACGUGAUGCUUCACAAGUCCAUGGUAUUCAACUAAAAUGGCUUUUAUGUAGCAUUAUUUUAGUCGUUGUAGUUAUAUUCCUUUUAUUGUUGGGCCAAGUUCAAAUUUUAGCAAAGAAUCAUAUAGUUUCAUCAGAGGAGGAAGUAGUAGCGAUGUCUGCUGCUGCUGCUGUAAAUCAAUUGGAAUGGUUACAACAAAGUAUUAGGCAUUUAAUGAGAUUCUUUCUCUUAACAGAAGAAGUUUCCAUGAAUAUUUCUACAAGUGUAAUUGUUAGCCAACUUUGUGCGUCUAUAGGAGGAGCACCGUUAGUACUUGCUUCAUAUAGCGACUUUAAUAAUUCUCUUUUAUGGUCUUAUAAAUGCCCUGCAGCAGUUUUUACUGAUGUUGAUCCUCCACAAACUUUGAAAUAUGACCGUGAACAAAUACCUGGAUCGUUACGUAUGGCAGUUUACCGUUCUAAAUAUCUUAUUGCUAUGUUGAAUCCUGAUGAUAAUGAUAAAACCUUUGUAGUGAUAUUACAAAAAGAACCGGUUGGACGUUUGCUUUUAGCAAAUUCUAUCCCAUCUUAUAGUUCAUCAGAGUUAAAACAUAGUUCAACUUCUCUUAUAUUACCAGAGUAUUCUUCUUCCCUAUUAGUGGUUGCUUUACACAGUUUAAAUAAUGAUUAUACAAAUUACAGUGUAACGCAGCCAACUAUACUAGGUCAGAGAUUACAUGGAAUGUUUAAUAAUAUAUGUUCUAAUGGAGAAACGUAUACUUGGCAUAUAGUAACAAGACCCCUAUUGAAUGAGUCAGUUGUAUUUGAAAAUGAGAUUAGUUACUCAUCAAAUAAAAUACCAAAUCCUUACGUUGAGUAUAGAGGAGUUUGGGGUGGAGUUUCACGUGUUUCAAUUUGUGGAAUUUUAUGUAGUGAUUCUAUUUCAGAUUAUUGUUCUCCUAGAAAUCCUAGUAAUAUACGAUUUGUUAUUGAUGAUUUGGCAUUAGUACGAGAUACAGAAAUUGCAUUAACAGCUGUUGGUGUGAUAAGUGUAGUAGCCAUUAUGUUGUUUUUAACUAUCAUAAUAGUAGCCUAUGCUAGUAUUAGUGUUCCCAUUCAACAUUUGAAUGCACUUAUUUUUGAUGCUGUUAGUGGGAAAAGAACAAAAACAAGACGGGAUCAUUUAAUUUUUCAAUACACACGAAGAUGUUGGCUUGGAGACUUACAGGCUUUAGUACGAACAUUUCAGGUACUUUUAUUCUGUUUCCAAUUAAACAAAAAAUAUGUACCUCAACAUAUUUUAGAACAACAAAUGCUUGAGUUACAAAAUUGCAGAGAUUUCUUAUGUCAUGUUAUUGUUGAAAAUAUGGAUGUAGAAGAGGAAGAAGAAGAGGAAGAAGAGGAUCCUUCAGAGAAUAAUCAAGAGAGUAUAGAAGCUUUUGUUCAUACCGUUUCCGCCGUAGAUCCCAAACAUGGUGUUAAUAUGUUAAGUGUAUUAGAUGCCUUUUCUUGGCCGCCUACAAAUAAAUCCAGACGAGAAAGUGCCACCAGCGGCUAUCACCCGGUGGAUGGAGAGGCGGGCGAGACGGGAUCUAAUCUUGGCAUGACGUACAACAUUGAGAUGAUCGGCCGCGGGAUGUCAACAGUGGAGGGCGGAACUAUUCUCGCCGUGCAUCUCUGCGCUAUUGAAAUGGCGUACUUCACGAACUACGGCGUGGCGGCAAAACAACAUCGACGUAUUAUGAGUCUUCUUCUUGGGCGAAUUCGACAUUAUCGUGGAGAGUUAUUUGAACGUUCCGGUGAUUGUAUAGCUGCUACUUGGAAUGCGUUUGAAAGUUGCGCCGAUCACGCCCAACGGGCGGCUUUAUGUGCUCUUAGUAUAGCGAAAUUAUUAUCUCCAUAUCGUCGGGCUGGUUUUCGUUUGGGCAUUGUGCUUCAUCAAGGGUCUUUUGUCUGCGGAGUUGUGGAGGAUAAUAAGGCGGCGUUUACAACGGUGUUUGGUACUGUGCCCCGUCAGGCGAUUGCAUUAGCAGAAUUGGCCGCCUCACUUCCUUGUUUUAGUGUUCUUGUAUCGGAACCGGUAAAACAGACGUUGUCUUCAUUGUAUGAAUGCAUAAUGGUAGAUGUAAUUAAAUACCACGAGGAUGAUAAUCCCAUUGUUAUGUUUGAAAUUAGUGAGGAACGUCGAUUUCCACAUGUAGAGGGUACACCAUUAUCACCUUCUGCUUUUGCAGAGGAACAUGCACGAGUGUUUUUUGACUUUAGAAAUCAUGACUUUGAACGCGCAUUAGCGCGUAUCGAUAAAUUACGACUACGUUUCCCAGAUACAGGAGUACAAUUAUUACGACGUAUUGAACUCCUUUGUAAAUAUUAUAUACAUCAUGAGGAUGAAUUACCACUUCCAUACUUUCGUCUUUAUCCUACUUGGCCAAAUUAUGAAGCCAUCGCAAGUGUGGAUACACCAGCUGAAAUGUUUGUUCAAGGAAGUAGAGAUGACCUUUUUGCUGAUAAUGCCCGUAUUACUUUAAGACCUUCAAAAUCUAUAUAUGAAGAUGAUACCGUUCGAUUUCGUCAAGAAUUAUAUGAUAAUGUUCUUGCUUCUAAACGAAUAAAUAGUUCAGGAGUUAACGUAAAGGCAUUAGAUAGUACCACCUUAAGAUCUGCAGCGACAAGUAAAAGGGAGAGUCCAUCUUGGAAUGCAACUCCAAGUAAUGCCCUACCAGAUCCACUCUCUCUUCCUAGAUCAUGUACGUUAGCGGGAACAAGUAGUCAAUCAACACCAGAAAAACGAGCCGAAUCCUCACAAGGAGCUGCGACAUCUGUAGAAUCAAGUACCUAUAGACGGGAAAAAGGUUUAAAUGAAAGUAGAAGUGGUGGUGAUGAAGCGGAAAUAACAGUAGAUUUAUUAACGGAAAAAAGUACGGAUGUGGGAGAUUCUAUGCCUUCUUUACGUACUCAAAGUGAAACGGUUGCUACUAGAGAAAGUGAAGCUGGAUCAAGAAGUGGACGUCAACGUUUUUCAUUUACUAAUCGUUUAGCAUCAGCUGUUUUUGAAGGUUGUAAUCGUAGUUUUUUUGGUGGAACAGAUUCUAUAGUUUCAUUUACUAGUGAAACUGCACCUAAUGUUGCUUCUAUUUCUCUUCGUGAUGCGGAUGGUAGUUUACCAAGAGUAACUUAUGAAUUACCAACAGAAUUUGUUGCAAAAAAUGGUAUUACCUAUUUACGUAGUUCACGUAUUCUUGGAAAAGGAUCAUUUGGUUGUGUUUAUCUUGGAAUGGAUGUUCAUAGUGGACGAAUGGUUGCUAUUAAGUUUCUCCCACUUCCAUCUGAAGAGGAAGAAGUCACUAAUGUGGAAACUGAAGUAGUGACGAUGCAGAAAGUUAAAAGUAGCCAUGUUGUGGAAUUUAUUUCCUACGCUUUUCAAAUUAAUCUUAUUAUUAUCGUUAUGGAAUGUAUGAUGGCAGGAUCUCUUCAAGGGAUGAUAUCGGCAUUCACUAGUAUACCUGCAGCGACGGCACGUUUAUUUAUUCGAGAUGUAUUACGUGGUUUGCACAAGUUACACUCCAUGGGUGUUAUCCAUCGUGAUGUGAAGCCGCAAAAUGUUCUCUUAACGCUUGCUGGCAAUUGCAAGAUAUCCGACUUUGGCGCCUCCGCCUUCUUACAGGAACUUGUGCGUAAACAAAUGGAGGGACACGGCCUUCAGGUGCAGGGAACACCUGUUUACUUGGCCCCAGAGGCGGCGAGAGGCACACCGGAGGAGAAGAGUGAUAUUUGGAGCUGCGGCAUUAUGUUUAUUCAAUUAGUGACGGGGGAGUUGCCGUACGCCAAGUCGUUUCUGCAGAUGCCGCCGCAAAUUCUUGUCUUUCAGAUUGGCAGCGGCGCGGCUGUGCCGAUUGUGCCGGAGGACCUCGACGUGUUUGAUGCGGAGUUUGUGCGGCACUGUCUGCAGGUGGACCCGAAGGCACGACUCUCCGCAAAGCAGUUGUUGGAACUCCCGCUGUUUUCCCUCUAG
Messenger RNA from Trypanosoma theileri, 4662 nucleotides. RefSeq names its product protein kinase. The record is from RefSeq and is a predicted model, not a curated record. The coding region runs from base 1 to 4662 and encodes 1553 amino acids. NCBI's taxonomy places the organism in Eukaryota, Euglenozoa, Kinetoplastea, Trypanosomatida, Trypanosomatidae. The transcript has a single exon. Gene Ontology annotation, biological process: protein phosphorylation; intracellular signal transduction; cyclic nucleotide biosynthetic process. Gene Ontology annotation, molecular function: ATP binding; protein serine/threonine kinase activity. Gene Ontology annotation, cellular component: cytoplasm.